CGACAGAGGCGGCGCUCUUCCCAGUCCGCUAACGGUACAGACCUUUCAACAUAACGGCGGUCGCUUCACCUCCCGUGUCAUCUUUUACUAGCUUUACUGAAACAUUCCUAAAGGGGUCGGAGAAAGAAUCCGUGGGAGAAGAGAGGAGCGGCGGAGGGACACGCAGGGCGGGAGGCGGAGUAGAGAGAGCCGGGUCUGCUGGACGCUGAGGCGGCCGCGCCGCUGCUGCUGCUGCUGCUGCUGCCGCCGCAAAGCCUGCUUUUUCUGCGGACACAUUUUACACUUUCACUCCCGACUCAGCGAAGCCCCGACCCCUCUGUGGAGCUGGAUGUUUGCCUUUCCUACAGAUUUCACCAUGGAAUGGAUGAAGGAGGACUGACACUUGGGGAGCCGUGAAGAAAAGCUCGAUCUGUUGGAAAAGUAGCAUCUGGAAAAAGCCCACCAGGAGCCGAGGAGAGUGACAGCAGCAGCAAAAUGUCUGUCCCUAACGUGUUGGCCAAGGCCUUGUAUGACAACGUGGCAGAGUCUCCGGACGAGCUGUCCUUCCGCAAAGGCGAUAUCAUGACGGUGUUGGAGCGUGACACGCAAGGAUUGGACGGCUGGUGGCUCUGCUCCCUCCACGGCCGCCAAGGCAUUGUCCCCGGCAACCGUCUCAAGAUUCUGGUCGGCAUGUACGACAGCAAGCAGCCGACCACACCUUCCACGCCAGAUCCAGCCACUUCCUGUCCGCCCCCACAUGCGCAGCGACCCUUCCUUCCUCAGGGCGGCUACACCAAGCCAACGGCUGUGCCGUCGUCUGCUGCCAACAAGCCCCUCCCAUCAACUCAGUACACGUCUAUGCACCCGGCCUACUCCACCCCCAGCCCUGCACAACCCAAUCCUGACUCUGUCUACAUGAUGCCCCCUUCUCACAGCCCCAAACCAAGUCCCCAAAGCCUGUACCAGAUCCCCUCUGGCCCAAUUGGACCCCCCCCACAGACCCAGCCAGGACCCCCCAGCAAGGGCCCAGCCCUAGCCCAGAGACAGUAUCAGCUGCCUGGGCAGGACAUCUACCAAGUGCCCCCCUCUGUAGGCCCAGGGCCAGGCCAGGCAGCAGCCCCAGCUGGGGGGACAGGAGCUGGGCAGGAUGUGUACCAGGUGCCCCCCUCCCUGGAUAAGAGGAACUGGGAUAGUAGCAACAAGCCGCUGGGCAAGGUAAGGAAUGAAGGAAGGAAGGAAGGAAGGAAGGAAGGAAGGAAGGAAGAUUUUUGGAUCAGACAUGUGCUCUUAGUUUACAGAAACAGUGCGAAAGAAAGAAGGAGGAUAAAAGCAAGCUUUAAACCUUAGAAAAGAAACAUGGAGGAAAGACGAAAGGGAAUGAAGGAGAAAGAAAGAACUAAGGGGCGAAUAUGUUGCUGAUGUCAGUUUGAAAAUGAAAUAUCAUGAGAAUAGAGCAUAGUUUCAUUGUUCCUGACCUCAGCUGUGGCUGUUUUUGUAUCACGCACACACACGCACACUUCCUGCUAUUAUCACUGUUUGUGCUUGCUGUGAUGUGUGUGUCUGUUUAUUGUCAAUCCAAAAAUUCAAGGUUGUUCUUUGUGCUGCAUGAUAAGGUUUGCAGAUAUUUGGCUGUUAUAUAAUUACCAGCCAGCCAGUAUCAUCUGCUGUAGCGUUUCACAGUUAUUCUAAAGGUGUUUUUUAUCUGUGGCCUCUGUGGAGAGUUUCUGGUCAGUUUUCACACUGUGGCAGAUCAGAGUGAUUCGGAGAGUUCAGGACCAUUAAUGAAGUGUGAAAGCUUUACAUUACAGUUGUGAUAUAGAAAGGUGGUUAACCUGCUGACCAGAACUACAGCAUAGCCCUUUUCAGACAUGGAAUACGUAACACUGCUGGUUUUAUCAAGCUGGUAAAGUGUUAGCUUUUUGUCAUGCAGACGUACAGUGGUUGUUCUUACCUUAAUGUGCUGACGGCUUUAUUCAGACAUGACAGGACGGUUACAGAAGGAAACUUGUGCGUGCAGCACUUGGCACCUGGUGUACGAGAGGAAGUGGGAUCACUGUGGUGAGUGAGUUGGGAAGAUUUUCUGUUUUCUCACUCGGGACACUUCCCCAGCUUAGUCUCCUGUGAACCUCCUAGUAAAUUUUUUCAUCAGUUUAAUCACCAGAUCAUUACGUUACAUAAUUGCCAAUAUUCUACAGUGCACAAGUGUAAAGUGACAAAGUGUUAUGUUGUUCCUUUGUUUAACUCCUAUUUGCUCAUAUUCCUAUUCAUUUAUUCAUCCAUACAGUUAGCAUGAAUAAAACCUGAAAAUAGAAGGAGAGAGAGCGCUCUUCUGACUAACACUGUGGUUAUACAAGUAUUUUUUUAUUCACUUUUGGACCAGUCACCGCUGGUGAAGAAUCCCCCUAACAACUUAAAAUAGCCUCAGUCACACUGUUUAUUAAAGUGAUAUUAUUUUCUUUGAGCAUAGGAGAUGGAGCUUUUGUCACACAUUUAUAAAAUUGAUAUUAAUCAGGCAAACACAACAUGUGUUUAAUUUCCCUCUGUGUUGCAGCCUGCAGCCUUUCAGUUAAUCUGACAUCAUUCAGUUCAGACUCACGUCGUGUUGAGAGUGUUACAGAAAUGUUUGUGCUUAGGUCUGACCUGUUUGCUGCUGUGAUUUUUACGUAAAAGUGACUUGGGUGCUUUUUCAGACACGAGACAGAGAUGGAAAAAUUGCCAUCAGAUUUUUGGAAAGAGGUGCCUGUCUGAAAGGGGCUUAUAUUUCCUGCUAUGAAGUUUACUCUGCUAUGAACUUUGGUAUCAUCAGUGGUGGUGAGAAAGAAAAAGAAAGGGGACUUAAAUAAUUCCUAACUACAAAAUUAUGUGUCCUCGUGAUAGAAUCCCAUAGCGGCUUUUACCUUCACACUCCACAUCACACUGCCCCACUAGACUAAAACAACUUGCAGUUCCUUGUGUGUGAGAGUGUGUGUGAAGGAGGACCACCAGUGAAAUAAUAAGAUGGUUAAUAAUUCAGUUCUGAUCUUGUGGUUGGGUGAGUUGGGCCAGCAGGUGACAGGCUCUGUGUGUGUGUACACUCUGGGAAAGCCCCUCCAGGCUUGCUGUGGUGCAUUGAGCCAUAUGUGUAAGCACCACUGUCAGUUCUUUCUUUAAAUAUUGCGUGCGUGCGCGUGUGUGCGGGUUGUGUGUGGGAUGUGUGUGUGUGUGUGUGUGUGAUGAUGUUGAGUCCAGCUGCUCUCCUGCUCCUCAACACAUGACCUCAUCUGUGUUCCUCUGUCUGUCUCUAACUGCUUCAUGAGAAAUUCAUAUGCAGGAAGUGAAGUGGAAGAUCUAGUGAAAUGCUUUAUCAUAUAUUCAGUAGGGAUGUUGG
Molecule: messenger RNA, 3346 nt
Organism: Micropterus dolomieu (smallmouth bass)
Lineage: Eukaryota; Metazoa; Chordata; Actinopteri; Centrarchiformes; Centrarchidae
Product: breast cancer anti-estrogen resistance protein 1-like
Exons: 2
Coding region: 475-1326 (283 amino acids)
Biological process (GO): cell surface receptor protein tyrosine kinase signaling pathway; cell migration
Cellular component (GO): focal adhesion; plasma membrane; cytoplasm
Molecular function (GO): protein binding
Source: RefSeq, a predicted model, not a curated record